Messenger RNA from Pseudovirgaria hyperparasitica, 555 nucleotides. RefSeq lists its product as uncharacterized. NCBI's taxonomy places the organism in Eukaryota, Fungi, Ascomycota, Dothideomycetes, Acrospermales, Acrospermaceae. Bases 62 to 457 code for a protein of 131 amino acids. The record is from RefSeq and is a predicted model, not a curated record. The transcript has a single exon.
CGUGGCAGUCUGUCAGGCUUCAGUUUUCUACCACUUGUGGAUCGCGUUAUCCCUUUUUACCAUGUUAUCCCUUUUUACCACGUUAUCCCUUUUCUCCGCGCUAUCGCCUUUCUCCACGUUCUCCCUUUGCUCCACGCUAUCCCUCUUCUCCACGCUAUCCCUUUUCUCCACUAUCCUAUCAAUCUCCCACCGCCGUAGCCACGACCAACAGCUGCAAUGGUAUGAUAAACCAUUACAUGCGCUUCACAAUACGGCGGAUGCUUCAUGCGGCCCGUCAUGCCCCUUCUCAGCCUGGGCUCUCUGCAAUUUCCCGCAUGUCCUCUACGCUCCAUUAGAAUCUGAGCGCCCAGGAAUCUGGAAAGCUGGGCUGUGCAGAGUGAUCAUUGCACUGAGGCUUACGUUCUGCCGGUUGUGUUAUAACUCAUGUAUAGUGUCACUGGAUCCGUUGGAGAGAUAGCACCCCGUUGUAGAGGGGCGGUAGGGCUGCGCCGAUGGACAGGGGAGGUCUGGAUUGCAGCGAGCGUCUCAACAAUAUGUUCACGGGUGCCGCUUACU